This is a messenger RNA of Sphaeroforma arctica JP610, 827 nucleotides long. RefSeq lists its product as hypothetical. The record is from RefSeq and is a predicted model, not a curated record. The transcript has 6 exons. Lineage: Eukaryota; Ichthyosporea; Ichthyophonida. The coding region runs from base 174 to 827 and encodes 217 amino acids.
GCAAUGAAUUGGGCCAAUUCGGGGAUGGGCAGUGUGAGGUGUUUAUCUCUCUCGCCUUCAGUGGGUUUUACUUUAUCAUCACCGCUCUGUGCUUGAAGAGUUAUCGGCUACACGUACUGUUCAAUUGGGAUCUGAAACGCUCACUGAAACAGCAAAAGAUUGUACGAACACUCAUGAACGAUAUCAGCCUAACGAUCAUGAUCUGGGUCGGGUAUCUGCUGUUUGUCGCCUACUUCAUCCUGUGGUUCACGGUGUCCCCGAUCACCACGACUGUUAUGGGCUCGUGCCAUACCAGCAGCAACAUGUUCUUCUACAUCUCGCUUGUUCUGCUGGCGAUUGGCUUGAUUUUGGUCUCGGUCAUGUCCUACAAGACUCGCACUGUUCCGGUCCAUUACGGUGAACCGAACAUAGCCUGCCAGUCAUGUUCAUCCUCAGGGAGAGGGACGCCGCCCCGACCACGGACCCUUCCAAAGCUCCCUUCAUAUAGUAUCAUAACUGUUGUAAUAAAGAACAAGGAAACUAGCAAGGACACUGAUGGGAACGAUAACAGCAAUGAUCCGUCAAUCACCGAUACUGUUUUUCUGAAGCACCGUCGCACAAAACUACGGGCCGAGUUGAUUGCCCUCCAGGAGAGAGUACUUGAACAGCAACAAGAAUUGGGAAUCGAACUACAGCUGCCCGAUACGCCCGGAGCAGAAAAUUCAAAUAUGGUUCCUCUUACCGCUCUGAACACGGAAACCAUGUGGAAUAUGCUGUCACCGGGAGUGCUGAAUAGUGGUGCAAGUAGUAGGAUGGUUCCCGCAGAUCACAAUGUACCAGACAGGUGA